Messenger RNA from Pimephales promelas (fathead minnow), 2627 nucleotides. It is a transcript of the gene satb1a, whose product is annotated as SATB homeobox 1a. Gene Ontology annotation, molecular function: RNA polymerase II cis-regulatory region sequence-specific DNA binding; DNA-binding transcription factor activity, RNA polymerase II-specific. The record is from RefSeq and is a predicted model, not a curated record. NCBI's taxonomy places the organism in Eukaryota, Metazoa, Chordata, Actinopteri, Cypriniformes, Leuciscidae. Gene Ontology annotation, biological process: chromatin remodeling; regulation of transcription by RNA polymerase II.
UCAUAUUGGUAAUGCUUUGUGGGGCCGCCUAGAGAUUUAAUUACGGAUCUGUGUUUGUACAUUAUAUUAUACGAGCAGUUUUUCCUCGUUGUAACCCUCUUUUUUUAUUUCAAUGUGUGUGAUUUUCCCGUUUUACCAAGAACAAAAACCUUCCUUCAUAAAAUAAAUCCGUUCAAGAAUCUCAUCUCUUGUCCCCGGACCAGCGCGUUGAUUCUGGAGCCAGUGUUUUUGUUAGUGAGCGAUCCUCGGGACGCGCGCUCGAUCUGUCGGCAUGUUCGGAUACCCGUCUGGAGGAUUGUAAACCUCAGGAAAACAGUACUGCAUUGCGAGAGCUGAGUUAAAAAAAAAAAAAAGAUGGAACAUUUGGCUACCACUAGUAAUACCCAGGGGCCGGUCCUGUGUGAAACCUCUUAUCCUCCCUGUAAAAUGUCCCGUAUGGAGAAUCCAAGAGAUCUACCUGUACCCGGAGUCACAUCUGUGAGCCUGGCCUCCAAACAAACAACAUCAUCUCACAGGAAAGGCAGUCUGCUUCCAGUGUUCUGUAUGGUGGAGCAGAGUGAUGUCCCACCCUCAGAGAGGAAGAGGACGGAGCAUGCAGAAUUUGUGCUGUUAAAGAAAGACCUGCUGUUCAGCCAGAUUACUGAAGCUGCACUGCAAGAGCUGGGAUACACACACACCGCAGCGGCUCUGGCUACAGGUCAGGUUCAAGUUGGCCAUUGGAACCCUGUGGCUCUGUCCACUGUGACAGACACCUCUGAAGCAACAGUAGGAGACAUGCUACAAGACCUUUACCAUGUCAUCACCUUAAGAAUAAAACUACACAGUGUUUCUAAAUUAGAGGACUUACCUGCUGAGCAGUGGACUCAUUCUACUGUCAGAAAUGCACUGAAGGAGCUGCUGAAAGAGAUGAAUCAGAGCACACUGGCUAAAGAGUGUCCAUUAUCUCAGAGCAUGAUUUCAUCUGUGGUAAACGGCACUUACUACGCCAGUAUUUCUGCUGCGAGAUGUCAGGAAUUCGGCCAGUGGUACAAACACUACAAGAGGGCAAAAUCUAUGAUGGGUGACGUGAACAGGCACUGCAACCAACCCUCAUCUUCCAGCCAGCCCACUAUGUACCAGCAACCAAUCGAAGGCAGUGGGGCGGAGUCACGCGGUGUUGUUCAGAUGCAGGCUGGAAUGCCUGGUCUGGUGAUGGCUCAGCUCCUCUCACAGCAGCAUGCCAUGUCUCAAUUUCUUACUCACCCUCACACACACGGGCCUCAUCCUGCGCCGCUACAGACUCCUCCAAAAUGCAAUGUGUCCCCACCUACUGUGACCCAAUGUCCCUCACCUGUCACCGACGUGUCACCUGAAAUUUAUCAUUGGGUGCGUGAGGAGUUGAAGAGAGCAGGGGUUUCCCAAGCAGUGUUUGCACGAGUGGCCAUUAACAGGACUCAGGGCCUGCUGUCGGAGAUCUUGCGCAAGGAAGAAGACCCACGGUGCGCGUCUCAGUCUCUUUUAGUUAACCUUAGAGCCAUGCAGGCCUUCCUGCAACUGCCACAGAGCCAGAGGGACUCCAUCUAUCUGGAGGAAAGAGAGCGUAACCUCAACACCACCUACAACACCAGCUCACCUCUGCCCAUUCAGGCAAAACUUUCACCUGUUUCCAAGGAGAUUGUAGUGAAAGUGGAAUGCGAUGAUUCUGGAAUCAACUACGGCAUCUAUGAUGAAAUACAGCAGGAAAUGAGACGAGCCAAAGUGUCACAGGCAUUGUUUGCAAAAGUCUCUGCAGCCAAGAGUCAGGGUUGGCUGUGUGAGCUCCUGCGCUGGAAGGAGGAGCCUUCUCCUCAGAAUCGUACACUCUGGGAAAAUCUGUCUUUGAUACGCCAGUUUCUAAACCUCAACCAAUCAGAGCGAGAUGUUAUUUAUGACCAAGAGAGCAAUACUGGGCAGACAUUCUACUCAGAAAAACACACAAGACCACUGACUGAACAAUUGAAAGUGAUACCACAGCAUGUGGUGACGCUAAAGCAGCACAAACAACUACAUGCAAUUCCACCUCCGCACCAUCAACCCUUCCUCCAGCACCAUCUUAUCACUGGAGGUCCUAGAGACUCUCACAUGGGCCCAAAUCUAGGCAGCAGGUCUCUACCACCAGAGGCCCAUGCAAUCUUGCAGAGUUUCAUUCAGGAAGUGGGACUACAUCCAGAUCAAGAGGCCAUUCAUACACUAUCUGCUCAACUGGGUGUAGCCAAAGAGGCUGUUCUCAGCUUUUUCAAUGGUCACAACUGGCUCAGACAGGAAGAACAGGACAACAGCAGAGAAAGAGUGAUUGGGGAAAGUGAAGACGAUUACAUGGAGGCAGAGGAUGAAUGCAGGGAAGCAAUGGAAAAAGAUGAGAAGACAACCGCUAACAUGAUGACAGGGAAACAAGACAUUGAUGCGGUGGAACAGAAUGCAUCUACACAAACUCGUUUUAUCAUUACUAUUAAAGAAGAGGAGGAGCUUCCAUGUAAGGAGGAGCAUGAUGAUAGCCCCGCCUACUGCCAAUUCAUAAACUCCUAAAAAUACAUACACUACAGUUCAAAAGUUUGGGGUCAUUUUGUUUGAAUAAAAUUAAUACUUUUAUUCAGCAAGAACACAUUAAA